Molecule: messenger RNA, 4653 nt
Organism: Rangifer tarandus platyrhynchus (Svalbard reindeer)
Lineage: Eukaryota; Metazoa; Chordata; Mammalia; Artiodactyla; Cervidae
Source: the annotation of a GenBank genome assembly
AUGUAUGCAGCGGUGGAGCAUGGGCCUGUCCUGUGCAGCGACUCCAACAUCCUCUGCCUGUCCUGGAAGGGCCGCGUCCCCAAGAGCGAGAAGGAGAAGCCUGUGUGCCGCAGGCGCUACUACGAGGAGGGCUGGCUGGCCACAGGCAACGGGCGCGGCGUCGUCGGGGUGACCUUCACCUCCAGCCACUGCCGCCGGGACAGAAACACUCCGCAGAGAAUCAACUUCAACCUGCGGGGCCACAAUAGUGAGGUCGUGCUGGUGAGGUGGAACGAGCCGUACCAGAAGCUGGCCACGUGCGACGCAGACGGCGGAAUAUUCGUGUGGAUCCAGUACGAGGGCCGGUGGUCUGUGGAGCUGGUCAACGACCGAGGGGCCCAGGUGAGCGAUUUCACGUGGAGCCACGAUGGGACGCAAGCACUUAUUUCAUAUCGAGAUGGGUUUGUCCUGGUUGGUUCUGUCAGUGGACAAAGACACUGGUCAUCUGAGAUCAACUUGGAAAGUCAAAUCACCUGUGGCAUAUGGACACCUGAUGACCAGCAGGUACUGUUUGGCACCGCCGAUGGGCAGGUGAUCGUCAUGGACUGCCACGGCCGGAUGCUGGCCCACAUCCUCCUGCACGAGUCAGACGGCAUCCUCAGCAUGUCCUGGAACUACCCCGCCUUCCUGGUGGAGGACAGCAGCGAGAGUGACACCGACUCGGACGACUACUCCCCGCCCCAAGAUGGUCCGGCAGCAUACCCCAUCCCAGUGCAGAACAUCAAGCCCCUGCUCACCGUCAGCUUCACCUCCGGAGACAUCAGCCUGAUGAACAGCUACGACGACUUGUCUCCCACCAUCAUCCAGUCGGGGCUGAAAGAGGUGGUGGCCCAGUGGUGCACGCAGGGAGACCUCCUGGCAGUUGCUGGUAUGGAACGCCCAAGCCAGCUCAGUGACCUCCCCAAUGGCCCUUUUCUGAAGAGUGCCAUGGUCAAGUUCUACAACGUUCGUGGGGAGCACAUCUUUACACUGGAAACGCUUGUGCAACGCCCCAUCGUCUCCAUCUGCUGGGGACACCGGGACUCGCGGCUGCUGAUGGCAUCGGGACCGGCCCUGUACGUGGUGCGUGUGGAACACCGGGUGUCCAGCCUGCAGCUGCUGUGCCAGCAGGCCAUCGCCAGCGCCCUGCGCGAGGACAAGGAUGUCAGCAAGCUGACCCUACCCCCCCGCCUUUGCUCCUACCUCUCCACUGCCUUCAUCCCCACCAUCAAGCCCCCAAUUCCAGACCCCAACAACAUGCGGGACUUCGUCAGCUACCCGUCAGCCGGCAGCGAGCGGCUGCACUGCACCAUGAAGCGCACGGAGGACGACCCGGAGGUGGGCGGCCCAUGCUACACGCUCUACCUGGAGCACCUGGGCGGGCUGGUGCCCAUCCUCAAGGGCCGGCGCGUCAGCAAGCUGCGGCCCGAGUUCGUCAUCAUGGACCCGCGGACAGACGGCCGAUCAGAUGAAAUCUAUGGAAACAGUUUGAUUUCCACCAUGAUCGACAGCUGCAACUGCUCCGACUCCAGCGACAUUGAACUGAGCGACGACUGGGCUGCCAAGAAGUCCCCCAAAGUCUCCCGAGCAAGCAAGUCCCCCAAACUCCCAAGGAUCAACAUUGAGGCGCGGAAGUCCCCCAAGCUGUCACGCGCUGCUCAGGAGCUCUCCCGCUCUCCUCGCUUGCCUAUGCGCAAGCCGUCCAUCGGCUCACCCAGCCUGGCGCGGAGGGAGUUCCCCUUUGAAGACAUCACUCAGCACAACUAUCUCGCUCAGGUCACGUCUAAUAUCUGGGGAACCAAAUUUAAGAUCGUGGGCUUGGCUGCUUUCCUGCCAACCAACCUCGGUGCAGUAAUCUACAAAACCAGCCUCCUGCAUCUCCAGCCGCGGCAGAUGACCAUCUAUCUCCCGGAGGUUCGGAAGAUUUCCAUGGACUACGUUAAUUUACCCGUCUUCAACCCGAAUGUUUUCAGUGAAGAUGAAGAUGACUUGCCAGUGACAGGAGCAUCUGGUGUACCCGAAAACAACCCGCCCUGUACCGUGAACAUCCCCAUCGCCCCCAUCCACAGCUCGGCUCAAGCCAUGUCCCCCACGCAGAGCAUUGGACUGGUACAGUCCCUGCUGGCCAACCAGAAUGUGCAGCUGGAUGUCCUGACCAAUCAGACCACAGCCGUGGGCGGUGCCGAGCACGCGAGUGAUAGUGCCGCCCAGUACCCCGUGUCCAGCCAGUACGCCGUGUCCAGCCGCUACUCCAGCCCAGGCCAGGUGAUCUUCGGAGGCGUGGAGAUGGGCCGUGGCCUCCCCAACCCGCCUCAGCUCUCCCUGCCGCCGCCGGCCCAGGGGGCCAUCCAGCUGUCCAUACUGGACCACAGCGACCGAGACCACGAGCAUCUGCAGAAGCCAACCAAGGCCCUGCGGCCAGUGCCCCAGUUGGCCACUGAGGGGGACGCGGUGGUAUUCAGUGCCCCCCAGGAGGUCCAGGUGGCCAAGAUGAACCCCCCGCCCCCCUACCCCGGAACCAUCCCCGCCGCCCCCACCACGGCGGCGCCGCCGCCCCCGCUGCCACCCCCGCAGCCCCCGGUGGACACGUGCCUGAAGAAGGGUGACUUCUCUCCGUACCCCACAGCGGCGCACUACCAGCCUCCCCUGGGCUACGAGCGGAUCACCACUUUCGACAGCAGCGGCAAUGUGGAGGAGGUGUGCCGGCCCCGGACACGGAUGCUCUGCUCGCAGAACACCUACACGCUGCCCGGCCCAGGCAGCUCGGCCACGCUGAGGCUCACGGCCACCGAGAAGAAGGUCCCACAGCCCUGCACCAGCGCCACCCUGAACCGCCUGACGGUCCCACGCUACUCUAUCCCCCCAGGGGACCCACCGCCCUACCCCGACCUCGCAGGCCCGGUGGUCCCCGGCCGGGGCGCGGGACAGAGGCCUGACGGCGGCCUCAUCCACGCCACGCUGCGCAGGAACAACCGCGAGGUGGCGCUCAGGGCGGCGCAGCUUGGCGAGCCCCCGCGGCCGCCGCCACACCCGCCCAAGCCCAAGGGCGCAGCGCCCUUCCCUGCGCGGCCGCCACCUGCGCUCUACACCUGCAGCCAGUGCAGCGGCGCGGGGGGCGCAGCGGGCCGGCCGGAGCCGGGGGCGCAGCCUGGCCCCGGCCUGGCACACGCGGCCAGCACCUCCCCGCUGACCUCCCAGUCGUCCUACAGCCUCUUGGGCGCGGUCGAAGGUGCCCGCGAGCGCGCCGACUACGUGAACUCAGCCUUCACGGAGGACGAGUCGCUGGCCCAGCACUGUCCAGCCGACAAGCCACCAAGGCACCCGGCCCUGGGCGAGGCAGCCGUGGCCGUUAAGCGGCCGCCCCCCUACCAGUGGGACACCGUGCUGGGGGAGGACGUGUGGGUCCCUCAGGAAAGGACAGCCCAGAGCGCAGUGCCCAACCCCCUGAAACUGUCCCCUCUGAUGGUAGGUCCGAGCCAGCACCUGGACAUGUCCCGAGUGCCCUUCGUCUCCCCCAAGGCUCCCGCCAGCCCUACUGCCACUUUCCAGCCUGGCUAUGGGAUGGGGGUGCCCUACCCGGCUGGCUACAGCACCUCCCCGCUGCCGGGGGUGCAGGCUCCCUGCUCUCCAAAAGAUGCCCUGGCCCCAGCGCAGUUUGCCCAGCCGGAGUCCUCCGUGGUUCUGCAGCCGGCCUACCCGCCCAGCCUGGCCUACUGCACCCUGCCCCCCAUGUACCCGGGAAGCAGCGCCUGCUCCAGUUUACAGCUGCCCCCCAUUGCCUUGCACCCAUGGAACUCCUACAGCGCCUGCCCACCUGUGCAGAACCCCCAAGGCACUCUUCCCCCCAAGACACACUUGGUGGUGGAGAAGCCUCUGGUGUCCCCCCCGCCCACUGACCUCCAAAGCCACCUGGGGACGGAGGUGAUGGUGGAGACCGCAGACAACUUCCAAGAAGUUCUCUCCCUGACGGAGAGCCCGGUCCCCCAGCGGACAGAGAAAUUCGGGAAGAAGAACCGAAAGCGGCUGGACAGCCGGGCAGAGGAGGGCAGUGUUCAGGCCAUCACCGAGGGCAAGGUGAAGAAGGAGGCUCGGACGCUGAGCGACUUUAAUUCCCUCAUCUCCAGCCCCCGCUUGGGGAGGGAGAAGAAGAAAGUGAAGAGUCAGAAGGACCAGCUGAAGUCGAAGAAGCUGAAUAAGACGAAUGAGUUCCAGGACAGCUCGGAGAGCGAGCCAGAGUUGUUCAUCAGCGGGGAUGAGCUGAUGAACCAGAGCCAGGGCAGCAAGAAGGGCUGGAAGAGCAAGAGGAGCCUGCGGGCUGCCAGUGAGCUGGAGGAAUUCAAGUGCAGGAAGGCCAGCGAGAAGGAGGACGGCCGGCUGGGCAGCCAGGGCUUCGUGUACGUCAUGGCCAACAAGCAGCCGCUCUGGAACGAGGCCACCCAGGUGUACCAGCUGGACUUCGGGGGGCGGGUGACCCAGGAGUCGGCAAAGAACUUCCAGAUCGAGCUGGAGGGGCGGCAGGUGAUGCAGUUUGGGAGAAUCGAUGGCAGCGCCUACAUCCUGGACUUCCAGUACCCCUUCUCUGCCGUGCAGGCCUUUGCGGUCGCCCUGGCCAACGUGACUCAGCGCCUCAAGUGA